ACCAAAUCGCGGCCAUUUUUCUAGGCUUUGGCCGUCUAGAGGUUUUUCUCCUCAGUCUGACCUCCCUUGUUCUCGUCCGGUUCGGUCAGCAGUCGGUUAUACUGAGCACUCCCCGCCUCGCGUGUAUUACAUUUUACGACCGGAGGGAGCUCUCGUGCAAACGCAGUUGUGUCUGUUUGAUUUUUCUAGUAAGGCGAAGACUGGGCCCGGCUAAGUGAACAUGGCGCAUCCUUUGUCUGCAGCGCGGGGCCGAGGUGGCGGAGGACGACCGGCAUUACGUGACGCACCCGUUCAUGAUUAUGGAAACGAAAGAUAUGCACAAACAGAAAUGGAAACGUAUGAGGACCCAUCGUAUACAAGGGAUAUGGCCUCUGACAGCAGACCAUAUGAGUCUUAUGACUCCAGGUCUUCUCUGGGUGGGCGAGAUCUGUACAGAUCUGGCUAUGGUAAUAGUGACCCCAGAGAAAGCAACUUCGGAGAUAGUAAUGAUGGUCGAUAUGACAACUCCUGGAUUAGCCAUGACUCUUAUGAAGGUAGAAACCAGGGCGGGUCUAGCUGGGAGCAACCUUACACACGUGAAAGAUUGACUGACUAUAUGGAUGAUGGAAGAGGCGAUUACUCUUCCUACGGCAGAUUUUCUUCACCCUUUAAUAAGCCUGCAGCUGUAGGCUCUCGAGGGAGAGGAAUGCCUGCGUUUGGCGGCAGAAGCUUUGCUGCUUUUGGAGGACCAUCACCAGGCAGAGGUCGUGGCAGAGGAAGAAGGGGUGGCGGUUCUGCUAAAGCUGGAUUUGCACGGGGAGCGAAGAGGAAGAUGGUGCAACCUGGUAAAUCUGGGACACCAGCUAAAAAGAAACAAAAGCUUCCGAAUUCUGGGACAAAUCAAAAUGAAAACAAUGGCGCUCAACCAGUGAAAGAUGAAGCAGAAGAACAGCGCAGAGCAGAAGCAAGAAAAGAGCAGCAGAAACGUAGACGAGAAAAGUACAUUGAGAAAUAUGGAGAUGGUUAUUGGAUGGCUUUCACUUGCUCAUUUUGUAAGUUCCGCUCUUUUGACGAGAAAGGUAUUGAAGAACAUUUGGAGAGUGCUGCUCACAAGGAAAUUUUGGAGCAUAUUCAGAAGCAAACUAAGUUUGACAAAGCUGUAAUAGACUUUCUACAUGAGAGCAUUGUAAAUAAGUACAAGAAAACUGCAAUGAGAAAGGCACAAACUUCUCAGGUGGAGACAUCAAAACAAAUGGAAAAAGCAACAAUGGAAGGUGUUACUCUUGAAGAUCACAUGAUGAAGGUAGAGACUGUGCAUUGCAGUGCCUGUAACGCAUACAUUCCUGCUCUAAACGUUUCUGUGCAGAUUCAUCUGAAAUCUCCUGAACAUAUAAAGAGUAAAGUGACCUACAAGGAUCAAAUAAAGAGAGAGAGUAUCUUGACUGCAACCAGCAUCCUGAACAACCCAGUUGUAAAAGGACGAUAUGAACGCUAUUUAAAGGGUGAGAAUCCAUUUGAAACUCAAGAAGUGGAAGCUUCUGAGACAGAAGCUCAAACAGCUCCAUCAGUUGAAGUUGAUAAAGAAGAAGAUUUUACUUCUGAUAUAAUCGUCGCUGAAACUACUGAAUAACUGAUGGGUUAAAGAUUGUUAUGUAAAUCCUAUUUUAAAUGUUGUAUCCUAUUUUUUAGGUCUGGUCUUGUGGAAGUCAAAUUAUUUUUUAUUACUUUGGCUGUGUUUUGGUAUAAAUACUGCAAUUAAAUUUUUUUUUUCCCAACCUCAUCAAAUCCUUUCUGUAGUUUAAAAAAAUAAUAAAAUCUCUAAUUUGUUAUUGGUGUUAAAGAGAUCUAUAUCUAUUUCUUAGACCCUGUGACCAAAACACUGGCAGUAAACGGUUUAUUUGCUUCAUCUGUCAUACUUGUUCAGAGAUGACAAUAAACAUAAUUUCAUUA
Molecule: messenger RNA, 1929 nt
Organism: Bombina bombina (fire-bellied toad)
Lineage: Eukaryota; Metazoa; Chordata; Amphibia; Anura; Bombinatoridae
Product: DBIRD complex subunit ZNF326
Exons: 10
Coding region: 221-1609 (462 amino acids)
Biological process (GO): regulation of DNA-templated transcription elongation
Cellular component (GO): nucleus; DBIRD complex
Molecular function (GO): DNA binding
Source: RefSeq, a predicted model, not a curated record